ACUCGGACUCGGAUGGCGACCAGAUCAGAUUGGAGCGUGCGGCUUUGGAUUUCAUCCCUUUCUUCGAUCGGUCGUCACAUUUGUAAACCGUCGGACUCUCGCAAUUUGAAUUUAGUUUGGGUGCUUUUCUCUCUUUCUUCUCUUUGUCUGCCUUCUCUCGUUCUUCCUCUGCUCUAAUCUCGGUUUCCAAGUCUUGUUGCUUCCUUUGGUGGACGGGCUAUGCCGCCCUUAACUUCUUCGAGGCCUGUCGUCGAGCUCGACGAGUGCGCGCGGGCGCUCAAUCUUACGCAUGCCCAUGUCGCCAACCUCGAGCUUGCCUUUGCUGAGAAUCCGCGUCCGAAUGCGACGGUUCGCGAUACCAUCAGCGAUCAGCUGCAUAUAGCUCCUCGCGUGGUCCAGUUAUGGUUUACCGAUCGCCGGCGCAGGAUGAAAGAUGAGAAAGAGUACGAGGCCUCCAGAGUGGAGAUGAUUCUGGCGCAAGCCAGUGCCUCUGGGCCCUCAGAGCAGUCAAAGUACCAGCCAGUGAUAUUUCAACAACAGCAGCAGUAUCAACAACAACCACAGCAACCACAAUUUCAGCAUCAACAGCAUCAGCAUCAGCAUCAGCAUCAGCAGCAGCAGCAGCAGCCUGCGGAGUUCCAGUUUGACCAUGACCGGCCAUCAACCCCCUCCCCUUCAACCUCCGCCGAAUCCCCGGGCCAACUGCAAACCUCCUCCAUGGCAUCAGCGUACCCACCCGUGACUCCGAUCAAAACCCCUGACAAGCAUCAUACUCCCAUUCGUCGCCACUCAAAGUCUGUUUCUCAAGUCGGGCCUGUUACGCCUGCUCGGCUGGUCACUGCGGAUAGCGGCCUGUCGCCGCAGUACGUCUCCCCCGCUGACAGCUCAUAUGCAUCGGUCGACCGCUCGAUGGCGGCAGCUUCUGCAGCAGGACUCUACGGUCUCUCGCCAUACCAGCAGCCGCCAAGCUCGGCCGGAUAUUUUUUCCAACCCCAGCAUUCGCCUGUGUACGUAACGUCGCAGCCGGGAACACCCUAUACUGUUUCCAAAAUCGGCAAUUCGCCCGCCUCUCAGUUUUCUUCACAGCAAAUGAUGUCGCCGAUCCCCCUUCAGCGCACAUACUCCACGCCGCUGCUGGUCGAGCUCGACCUGCAAUACCAGCACCAGCAGGUGCAGAGACAAUUCCAACAGCACCAGGCGGCACAGGCCGGCGGCAACAUGUUUUCCCCGCUGGCGUCACAGGUGAGCGGGAGUGAAUCAAAGCUAGCAGCGCGAAGACGCCGACCUCUGCCAUCUGUUCGGCUGCAUCGCUCACAGAGCUACUCCUCAGCCCCGCAGUCGAAUCCGCUGCCGUUGACCUCUGCGCCGCCGUAUGUGGCUAACUUUGCUCCGUCGAUAAUGUCUGGCGCAAGUCCGGCUCGGCAGCAGUUGAUUGCUCCGCCGCCUAUGAUGAUGUCGCUGGACUCACACUCGGGAGACAUGCCGGGCUCGAUGCGCAGAUCGAAAAGCGUCUCGUUCGUGACCUCGCAGCCGCCGUCGCGUUCUCGAAAGUCGAGUAUCGGCGGCCGCGGAAACAAUAGCGGAGGAAGCAUAGGCUCAAGUGUGAGCUCGAUCAGCCAGACCGAUACUAUAGACGGCAUGCUUCCCAUGACGCCGAUCACGCCGAUGACGUCGAUAUCGAACUCGCUGCAGGAGCUGGAGUUUGGGUCGGACGGGGCCGGGAGACGGGAGUAUAAACGGCUGCGUGCGCAGUCGAAAGGGGAUGGUUCUCGAGACGGGGAUUUUGCCGAAGACGACGCAGAGUUCAGGAAGGUGGCUGCUGGGUCGCAAUAUGGUCUUCUUCCUCCGCACGGUGCCAGUUUACAGAGAGAAGAGUCGCCCAAAUACGCGACUGCAAGCAGGCAGACCUCGCAGCCGCAAUCGCAGCCGCAGCAGCGAUUAUUCCUCGACACGUCGUCGGCGGCAGCGACUAUUGGCUCAGAGCCGAUGGUCGGGACGCCAAACAGCAGUCGGUCAGGCUCUGUGGCCAGCACACCGAGCGUGCAGCCGGCCUCGCUUCAUCCUCCGUCUCCGUACAGUGGCAGACAGUCGCCGUACGCGCCUGGUUCAGCUCCAGUUUCAGGGUAUCCGAUCACGCCUGUUUCGCUGAACGCAGUUACCCCUACGUCGGUAGCUGCUUACCCAGGCUUGGAUAACGCGUCGGUUGCAUCUACGAAUACGGCGAUUUCUUCGAGCGUUGAUAAUGCGUACUACACCAUCGAUCAGGAGCAGCACCAGAACCCUACAUUAGACACCGAAAGCAGCAGCAUACACCAAACCGCUGCCGAGCUGUUCCUCUCAGGUGAGCUCUCUCCGUUCGACGCCGACGGCCAGCCAGCAGGAGAAGCAGGGGUGAUGGCGAUGGACGACAUUUCGACAUUGGAGGAGAACCAGAGGUUUUUGAUGCUCAGCAGAAGGCUAGAUGAUUUGGGCAUUUAUGGAUAUGGAGUCCUGCAUGAUUUUCUUUAGACUAUAGUUCUUGUGUGUUUUCAUUAGAUUAGCACUUUUACAAAUACUUGAUUUUUACUUUUUUGGUCUUGGAAAGCUUUGUCUGUGUUUUUGGUAUCGUUCUGGUUAA
Myxozyma melibiosi is the source of this 2617-nucleotide messenger RNA. RefSeq lists its product as uncharacterized. Gene Ontology annotation, biological process: regulation of DNA-templated transcription. The transcript has 2 exons. Lineage: Eukaryota; Fungi; Ascomycota; Lipomycetes; Lipomycetales; Lipomycetaceae. Gene Ontology annotation, molecular function: DNA binding; DNA-binding transcription factor activity, RNA polymerase II-specific. The record is from RefSeq and is a predicted model, not a curated record. Bases 220 to 2508 code for a protein of 762 amino acids.